This is a messenger RNA of Chelonus insularis, 2162 nucleotides long. Its product is annotated as cytochrome P450 9e2-like. The record is from RefSeq and is a predicted model, not a curated record. Bases 100 to 1623 code for a protein of 507 amino acids. Lineage: Eukaryota; Metazoa; Arthropoda; Insecta; Hymenoptera; Braconidae. The transcript is spliced from 2 exons. Gene Ontology annotation, molecular function: iron ion binding; oxidoreductase activity, acting on paired donors, with incorporation or reduction of molecular oxygen; monooxygenase activity.
UGAAUUUAACGCGCAGUUUUUCGCAAAUAUCAGUCAGUAUCAUUUUUGUCUUUGUCCAGGCAAGAUAUAAUAAAAUUAAUUUCUAAACAUUAUGUAAAAAUGGAAAUAUAUUUUUUGUUGUACGUGGUAACUGCUUUAAUCGGAGCACUUAUUGCUUAUUAUUUUUUUUUCACACAAAAUCGAUUCGAAAAGCAUGGAAUACCAACUCCAAAAAGAUUAUCAUAUUUAUCAAACUCUAUACGUCUUCUUAUGCGAUCAUUGUCAAUGGUAGAUAAUAUUGAAAGUCUUUAUAGUAUUAAUAAAGAUGCAAAAUACAUUGGAUUUUACGAUUUUCAUUGGCCAAUUAUUAUGCUUCAAGAUUUAGAAUUGAUAAAAAGUGUAACAGUGAAAAAUUUUGAUCAUUUUGUGGAUCAUCGUUCAUUUAUUGACCCUGAAUUGGAACCAUUAUUUGGUAAAAAUCUUUUCUCUUUGCGUGGUGAUAAGUGGCGAGAAAUAAGAACACUUCUAAGUCCUGCUUUUACAUCCAGCAAAAUGAAAGCUAUGUUUAUAUUAAUGUCACAAUGUGCUGAAAAUUUUGCGAGUCUCUUAGUUGAAAAAUCUAAAGGAAAGCCGAUAGAAAUUAAUUCAAAAGACGUUUUAACUUUUUAUACAAAUGAUACGAUAGCAACGUGUGCGUUUGGAGUUGCUGUUGAUUCAAUGAAAGAUCCAAAUAAUGAAUUUUACGUCCUUGGAAAGAAAGCUACAAACUUUAGCGGAGUAAAUAUGCUAAAAUUUAUGAUGAGUCGAAUUUCCCCGAAGUUGUCAAAAUUCAUUGGUUUAAAAAUGAUAUCAAGAGAUGUAGAAGACUUCUUCUAUCAAUUAAUUCGUGACACAAUUGCUAUGAGAGAUGAAAAAAAUAUUGUACGACCUGACAUGUUACAACUGAUGAUGGCAACUCGAGGAAAGGGAAGCGAAAGUAAAAAUCCUGAAUUAAGUAUUGAAAGUAUGACAUCUCAAGCAUUUAUAUUUUUCUUUGGUGGAUUCGAUUCUACAUCUACGCUUAUGUGUUUUGUAUUCCACGAAAUUGCAGGCAAUUUAGAAAUGCAGAAAAAACUUCAAGAUGAGAUUGAUGAAGUUUUUGAAAAAUCUGAUGGUAAUCCAACUUAUGAAGCAGUUAAUAAUAUGGAAUAUCUUGAUGCAAUCAUCAAUGAAUCCUUGAGAAUGUAUCCUAUUGGACUAAUGUUAGAUAGAUUGUGUACCAAAAGAUUCGAAUUACCCCCUGCUGUACCAGGAGGUAAACCAUAUGUUAUCGAACCAGGCAAUAAUAUUUGGAUACCAAUUUGGUCAAUUCACAGAAAUCCAGAAUACUUUCCAGAACCAAAUAAAUUCUUACCUGAAAGAUUUCUUGAAGGAGGCAAGGAAACCUUUAAUUCAUCAGCUUAUAUGCCUUUCGGACUAGGACCAAGAAUGUGCAUUGGAAAUCGAUUUGCAUUAUUAGAAACUAAAGUGCUUUUAAUACACUUCUUUAGAAUGUGUAAUGCUAAAAUUGCAAAGAAAAUGAAAAUACCAUUAAAAAUUAGCGCAAAGACUCUAAAUUUAAUGGCCGAAGGAGGAUUUUGGCUGGAGAUUGAACCAAGAAAAUAAAAAAAUGACCUUUGAUAACUGAUUGAAUCCAAGGCACAUAAGGAUGGACUCGAGUGUAAAUAUCAGGGGAUCCCGAUCCACAUUCAUAACCCAUUGAUACCACUCCUACUACUUCUCCAUUCAUGAGUAAAGGACCACCGCUAUCACCCUACAAUCAAGAAAAACAAUUUUACUUAUAAAUAAUGAAAUAAAAACAACGAUAAGAUUAUAAUAAAGGAAAUAAAUCAUAAAAGAUAAGAUUACAUCACAAAAUCCAAUUCCUUGGCUAUAGACUCCACAAAGAUGAUUUUCAUUAAUUUGAUAAGGAAUUGAUUGUAAACAUUUUUCAUUAGACAAUGUGAUAACAGGUGCUUGUUGUAACCAGUCUGAAGUACGUCCAGAGAAUGCAUAUAAAUAUCCCCAUCCUAGUACGGUAGCGUACAAAUCACUACCACAAUAGGUAUUUGGAAGCCUAACUACUUGAUGAGUUGCAUCACGUUUUACUGUUUCUGUCAACUUAUGAAUACAUAAAUUAUGUUAAUAAAUUUUUUAUUAAGUAA